Lacerta agilis (Sand lizard) is the source of this 4786-nucleotide messenger RNA. It is a transcript of the gene CATSPERT, whose product is annotated as C2 calcium dependent domain containing 6. Lineage: Eukaryota; Metazoa; Chordata; Lepidosauria; Squamata; Lacertidae. The transcript is spliced from 17 exons. Bases 53 to 4684 code for a protein of 1543 amino acids. The record is from RefSeq and is a predicted model, not a curated record.
GGGAGCCCCCUCCACCGAAAAGUUCAAGGGGGAGAGGGCCCGCUCCCUCCUCAUGAUGUUAAUGAGAAAUCUGAAGGCAUCUGAAGAAUCGGUGGUUAAUCAGUACAUUGAUGUACAUAAUUUAAUUCCUUGUGGUGAUGUGAAUGGCUUGUUGGCAGUUAGUGUGAAGCAGUGCAAAGAUUUCACCCCCAAAUUUGAUGUUAAACAUGACACCUACUUACUGAUUCGCAUUAGCAUUGAUAAAAUCAUGAAAUGCACAAAUCCCCAAGUCUUCCGACCCAGAAAGAAGCACAUUCCGCUUAAUUUCGGAGACGUGAGAUAUUUUUCUCUGAAGGUUCCAAAGCAGAGAAGUGAUCCUAGGAAUAGGAUUACUUUAGAGCUGGUGGGCUUUGAUGGUCCAAAAGACUUUCCACGGCUCUAUGGGAAUGCAAACAUGCACCUUUAUGAAGUCAUUCAAAAACAGUCCUUCAUUGAAACAUGUGCUAUGAGAAUCAGAAAUAUGGUGUUCUGCACAGCAGAAGUGGAAUAUAUGUUCUGCUAUGGAUGUCUUGGAUAUGGAUAUUCACAUCAGCUGAAACUGCCAGGUGCAGAUCCUGCAAAGUCUGUGGCAUAUUCCAUGUUUCUGCGGGUUCCCCCUCCAGAAGACAGAAGAGACAAUAUAAGCAAUGCCAUCAAGCCACUACGCAUGGAUUACCCUGCAUUCUUAUCUCCAGACUUGAAUGUUUCAGUGGCAAAGAUUCAUCUGGACAAACCAAAACCUUCAGAGCACUACAAAAGCCUUCAGGAUGCUUUGCAUCAGCCACCUCGAGAAAGACUGGAGAAACUGAAAACUGAAUAUCGGAAUCUAAAAACAUGGCAUGAAAAGGCAGAUUAUUUAGAUCAACUGAUCCUAAAAAAGGGACCAAAAGUAAAACCAGGCCAAGCAAAGGUAUCUCGCUUCAAGGAAGCUGUUGGGAAAAUACAGCGCCCUCAAGCAUCUACAGUUUAUACCUCCUCAGCUUCAGAGGUAAUGUCUCGUGAAAACGUAAGGUCAUUCGCUGGAGAAGACAUGAAGAAAUGGACAAGUCAAAUUUCUACUCUCUCAUCACGACCUUCUGGACCUGUGCCAUCCCGCAGAAACAUAUUUUCAGCAGAACAGAUUCCUCAACCUGCUGAAACAACCCCACCUGUCCCAGCGCUGACUGUAACCCCUAACCCUACGUGUUCUCCAGUAUCUUCGGAUGGAGAGAACAUGAAAGACAUGGUUGUAACAGAACAACUUCAUCCUGACUCUUCGGAUGGAGAGAAUAUGAAAGACCUGGUUGAAAGACUUCAUCCUGCGUCUGAAAGCUCUCUAUCAACAUCUGAGACUAGGGAUUCAGAAAGCCUUGCUUCUGCAGGUCCUGAGAGAAAAGCGACAGUUGAGCAAAUACCCGUCAUAGUAAAAAAACCACCCUUCAAAGAAUAUCUGCCAGUACCAAUACAGGAAUCACAGCCUAAGUCUGAAGUUUCUGUGAGUGUCUCACCUCAGUUUGUGGCACCUCCUAGACCAUCAGAUUCAGUUGUUGAACCAGUACAGCAAUUGCCUUGGAAAUCUAUGUUCCAGGAAGCGGUUUUUUGUGGACACAAGUUUGAACCAUUCUUGAGAAGUGUCAGUAAAGUACAGCCUCCUCCACUUAUUUUUGGCAAAGGAGAUGUCGGUCUUUUAGAAAAAACGUACCCAUAUGAUGCUAACAAAGAACGAGAAGACCAAGACCCACCUGAUGGGAUGUCAUUGACAAAUUUGGGGAGUAGUCCGGACACUAAAUUAAUCAAGAGCAGUGGGGACCUUUCUAUACUAAGGCUUAUAGAAAGAAAAAUGGAUUUAGAAGAGAAGGAUCAAAAACGUGGCAUGCAGGAUGAAAAGGCAUCAGAACCACUCGCUGUCACAUCGGGUUCUUCUCAAAAGACACUAGAAGAUAAACUAGCAGAACAAGCAGAAAUAAAACAGGUUGAGAUUUCCUUUGAGAAGUCUCUUGAAGACGUGCUUGCUGAUAAACUUGUAAAAGUCGUAGCAGUGUCGUCGAUUUUAAGCAAAAAUCUUGAAAACAUAGUUGCAGAGGGACUCUCAGAAGCAAAGCUGCCUGAAACUCUGGAAGAUAGCAGUUUGCCAGGGGAUAAUAAAUGUCUACCUGAGGAAAGAAAGAUGUCAGGAGAGAAGGUUGCAGAACCAGAUGUAACCAAACUGACAGCUGCUGUAAGUCAAAAUUUGCAGGCUCAUCUUAUAGAGAAAUUGUGUGAAGAGGGGAUAAUCACAGAUACAGAUCUACCCGAAAAAGACCAGAUAGUUUCUUUUCCAAUUACUGGUGAUUUGCUCAAGAGGAAGAAAAGCUCAUCCAAGGAAAGCAUGUCACAAACUGAAAUAGCAACACUAAAAUCACUAAGUGAUCAUCUAUCAAGAACCUCUAUCAAAGCUGAAUCCAUGCAGCAUAGUAAAGAAAGUAGUAAGGAAAGUAUUAAAGAAAGUAGUAAAGAAAGCGAGUUAGUAGUUACAGGGACCGGUUUAUCUGAAAGCAAAAUAGAUGGCGAUAAAGAGGCUGCUUCAUGUCCUAAAAUCGACAGUAGUUCAGUUGAACAAACAAAUGCAAAGACAGACUUAAGAAAAGAACCCUCUAAACAGUCACUGGAAAUCAUUAGAGUAAUGUUACCUGUGAACACAGACACAGAUAACAUUAAGCAGCGACUUUCCAUUCAUGAUGCUCUCCUAGAAAAAAUUUUAAAAGCAGAAGUAAGAAGUUUAAAAUCACUUUUAAGCAAAGAACACCAAGAUCACUUUAAAGAUAAACUUUCGGCAGCUGGAUUAAAGGGAGAAGACUUGAAAACAGUGUGCCGGAAGUUGUCCUUGGCUGUGAAAGGGGAUGGCAGUGUCACACCAGAGAAAGCUGCGCUGCAAGAAUGGCAGGAUUCCUCUAGUGAGGGCCUUGCUAAAGAGACAUUGGCGGUAAAUGAAAGUAUUGAAAAUCUCUUUGAAGUGCUUUCAGAAAACGAAAUUGCCAACCUAAAGUAUGCAUUGAACAAAAAGAUUCAAGACCAUCUUUCAGAAAGACUUUCAAAAAUAGGAAUGAUCACAGAGAGUGAGUUAAGGAGAAUACUUGGAAACUUGUUUCCAGUAGUGGAAAAACUAGCAAAGAGUGACGAAGGCUCAGACGAGCAAAGUAUGCAACUAGAUACUCAAAGCCUGCAUGACAGGUUUUCAGAAGAAGAACUACAAAAUCUAAAGUCUCUCUUGAGCAGACUUCUAAAUGAAGGCCACCGAGACAAACUUUCAGAAUCAGAAGUACAAGGUUUAACAUCAGUUUUAGAGAAAAGCUUUGAGGAUCUUCCCGUACAAAACAGUUCUGAAACUGGGAUAAGCCAAGAAGUUGAGGUAAAGGAUGAAUGCCAUACUAUAUCUCUGCCAGAUGUUGAGGAAAGUCAGAAAGUUAGUAAGACAGAUGCAUCUGAGAGGGGAGAAGUUCCUUCAAAGGAAAGUCUUCAUAAAAUUUCGACAGCAGGUGAAAAAUACAAAAUAGAAAGAGAAACUGUAGACCUUUCUGUAACUAAUCUUUUGGACGUAGAAUCAAGGAGCCAAGAAACUCAGACGAUGGUUCAUCCCAAAAAAGUGAAACAUAAAAAAGAAUGUCACAGGUUGCCAAAGCACAGUGAUAAUCUGACCAUACCAAAUAUAACGAGAACAACAUUUGAUGUAGGAUUAAAAAGCAAGUCACCUGAGGAAACUUUGAAGAGAAUCUCUGAACCAUUUGCCACGUCAUCUUUUUUGAGUGCGCGUGAUAUUGGCAUCCAAAGUGAGGCGAAAAGUUAUUUCUGCAACAAGCCCCCCAGUUUUAUUUCCAAGCCUCCCUUUCCGGUGAACCCUCAGACGUUUCUCUUUUUGCAUUCGGAGUCUGAGGAAGACACAAAGCCAGCAGUUAAACACCACCAGAAGGCAAAAAGGAAGAAAUCGGACACAAAGAAGGAUAGCGGGUCACACCAGGUGCAGCAAUCAUCGAUAAGCACACAAACCAGGAGAGAAAGGGUGCCUACUGGAAGCACAUCUAAGGAGAUUUUAAAAGAAAAAUGCAGAAGGCACCCACCAACUUCUCCAAAACUGAGCGCCACCGAAACCAGGAAGGAUUCCAAAGCAACGGCAUCUCCCAGCGGCACGCGAAGGGAAACCCUGAAGCAGAAAUCCGAGAAGAAGCGAGAUACGGAGGUUAAGCCCAAAAAAUCACUUACCAAGACUGCUGUCCUGUCUGAUCCACAUCUACAAAACCAUUCCAAAAAUAUUUCAGAAAAAUCAUCCACAACUAAAAUACCAGCUCCUGGGCGUACAAAAGGAAGCAACACAUUGAACGUUGCAGGCCCAGAUGAUAUCGAUAUGGAAGCUUACAGGCAUCUUGAAAAAGCCGUAGAAAGAGCUCUUCUUGAUUUAGGAAGAGUCCCGGAAGGCAGCUCCAGCCAGGGAAGGCCAACUCCUGCUCCAAGUUCUACUACUCUCCUAACCAAAGAUUCACCCAGAUCCUAUCUCUCUGCUGUUGAGACUCCAAGAAAUCAAGCAGGCUCAAUAACAGAGAUGCUUAACAAUCAAGAACAGAUCUUAAAAAUGACACCCGAACAACUGGAAGUUGUGCUUAGGAUUAUCCAAAAUAUAUUGAGGCAGAACGCAAGACCCCCAAAUAAUGGAUGAAUAGAAACAAUCUGUGUAAACCAGCUACGUAUGUAUGUUCUUACUUCCCUCCCAGCUAUUAUGAAAAAUAAAACCCUCUUUGUAUAUACAUUUUUAAAGAAA